This is a messenger RNA of Peromyscus eremicus (cactus mouse), 1302 nucleotides long. RefSeq names its product zinc finger protein 664-like. Bases 1 to 1302 code for a protein of 433 amino acids. Gene Ontology annotation, biological process: central nervous system development; regulation of transcription by RNA polymerase II. Lineage: Eukaryota; Metazoa; Chordata; Mammalia; Rodentia; Cricetidae. Gene Ontology annotation, cellular component: nucleus. The record is from RefSeq and is a predicted model, not a curated record. Gene Ontology annotation, molecular function: RNA polymerase II cis-regulatory region sequence-specific DNA binding; DNA-binding transcription factor activity, RNA polymerase II-specific. The transcript is spliced from 4 exons.
AUGAAGUCACAGGCAGCAGGGAACCUGCAGCAGACCAUUUUAUCAAAGCUGAAGAUGGUACUGUGGGAUUGGAUUAAGAAAAGAAAAAGUGGAGGUGAAGGUCUGAAGUGCUCAUCUCUUCAUGUUCAUCAGAGAAUCCAUACUGGAGAAAAACCUUAUAAAUGUGAUGAAUGUGGAGUGUACUUUGGUAAGUCCUCAUAUCUUCAAUGUCAUAGGAGAACCCAUACUGGAGAGAAACCUUAUAAAUGUGAUGAAUGUGGAAAGUCCUUUGUUCAGUCCUCCAAUCUUCAAUAUCAUAGGAGAAUCCAUACUGGAGAGAGACCUUAUAAAUGCGAUGACUGUGGAAAGUACUUUAGAAAUAUAUCGUCUCUUCAUGUUCAUCAGAGAAUCCAUACUGGAGAAAAACCAUAUAAAUGUGAUGACUGUGGAAAGUCCUUUGGUAAUUCCUCAUAUCUUCAAUGUCAUAGGAGAACCCAUACUGGAGAGAAACCUUAUAAAUGUGAUGAAUGUGGAAAGUCCAUUGUUCAGUCCUCCAAUCUUCAAUAUCAUAGGAGAAUCCAUGCUGGAGAGAGACCUUAUAAAUGUGAUGACUGUGGAAAGUACUUUAGAAAUAUAUCAUCUCUUCAUGUUCAUCAGAGAAUCCAUACUGGAGAAAAACCUUAUAAAUGUGAUGAAUGUGGAAAGUCCUUUGCUAACUCCUCCCAUCUUCAAUGUCAUAGGAGAACCCAUACUGGAGAGAAACCUUAUAAAUGUGAUGAAUGUGGGAAGUCCUUUGUUCAGUCCUCCAAUCUUCGAUAUCAUAGGAGAAUCCAUACUGGAGAAAAACCUUAUAAAUGUGAUGAAUGUGGAAAGUCCUUUGGUAAGUCCUCCUAUCUUCAAUGUCAUAGGAGAACCCAUACUGGAGAGAAACCUUAUAAAUGUGAUGAAUGUGGAAAGUCCUUUGUUCAGUCCUCCAAUCUUCAAUAUCAUAGGAGAAUCCAUACCGGAGAGAGACCUUAUAAAUGUGAUGACUGUGGAAAGUAUUUUAGGGAUAUAUCAUCUCUUCAUGUUCAUCAGAGAAUCCAUACUGGAGAAAAACCUUAUAAAUGUGAUGAAUGUGGAAAGUCCUUUGUUAACUCCUUCCAUCUUCAAUGUCAUUGGAAAACCCAUACUGGAGAGAAACCUUAUAAAUGUGAUGAAUGUGAAAAGUCAUUUAUUAAGGAUGAGAAUUUUCAGUUUCCUACUGUAGCUGCCAUGAAUGACACUUGUUUCCAUGUCACUUUCAUUCUGACCCUGUAUCAGUCUGGAACCAAUGGCCAAUAA